Messenger RNA from Pteronotus mesoamericanus, 402 nucleotides. It is a transcript of the gene QRFP, whose product is annotated as pyroglutamylated RFamide peptide. The record is from RefSeq and is a predicted model, not a curated record. NCBI's taxonomy places the organism in Eukaryota, Metazoa, Chordata, Mammalia, Chiroptera, Mormoopidae. Gene Ontology annotation, molecular function: orexigenic neuropeptide QRFP receptor binding; neuropeptide hormone activity. The transcript has a single exon. The coding region runs from base 1 to 402 and encodes 133 amino acids. Gene Ontology annotation, biological process: behavior; neuropeptide signaling pathway.
AUGAUAAGCCCUUACUUCCUGACCUGCCUCCUCCUGCUGCCGCUGGGCACCUGCUUUCCUCUACUGCACAGAGAUGAGCCCGUGGACGCCAGGGGUGGCUUCAAGAGCAAAGCAAGCUGCGCGGACCUGGCGGGGGGACACCAAGCCCGCCCCCCGUGGGGGCCCUCUCCGUGGCUGAGCGCUGCACGCCCACACGCCCUGCCUGCCACGGCCAAGGAGCCGAGCAGGGUGUGUGCUGGCCUCAGGCGUCGGUUUGGGAGGCAGAAUGACAGCAGCAGGGCCGCUGGCUUCCUCCCGGCUGAUGGCAAGACGGCCAGCAGCCUGCUGGGGACCCUGGCCAAGGAACUCAACGGCUACAACAGGAAGAAGGGCGGCUUCCACUUCCGCUUUGGCCGGCGGUGA